This is a messenger RNA of Pogona vitticeps (central bearded dragon), 1163 nucleotides long. The record is from RefSeq and is a predicted model, not a curated record. NCBI's taxonomy places the organism in Eukaryota, Metazoa, Chordata, Lepidosauria, Squamata, Agamidae.
UUGAUCAGCUUCUCUAUGGCUGGGGUUCAUUACCUCAAGCACAUUAUUUGCCAACCUACAACUGAAAUCCUCUGUAGCAUUAAAAUCAUUCAUCUGUUUUGUUCUACAGAACAAGAAGAACAACUAGAGGAAGCAGAAGAAAAUGGAGAAGAAGCCACAGAAGAACAAGAAGAGCAAGCUAAAGAACCAGAAGAAGGGGAAUCUAAGCCCAAACCUAAGCUCUUUAUGCCAAAUCUGGUGCCUCCAAAGAUCCCUGAUGGGGAAAGAGUAGACUUUGAUGACAUCCAUCGCAAGCGGAUGGAGAAGGAUCUGAAUGAGCUGCAAGCCUUAAUUGAAGCCCAUUUUGAGAACAGGAAGAAAGAGGAAGAAGAACUGAUUUUCCUCAAGGACAGAAUUGAGCAGCGGCGAGCGGAAAGAGCUGAACAACAACGGAUUCGUAGUGAGAGAGAGAAAGAGCGCCAAGCCCGCUUGGCUGAAGAGAAAGCUCGGAAAGAAGAAGAAGAAGCUAGGAAGAAGGCGGAAGAGGAUGCCAGGAAGAAGAAGGCUUUCUCCAACAUGCUCCAUUUUGGAGGCUAUCUACAGAAGACAGAGAAGAAAGGUGGGAAGAAGCAAACAGAGCGUGAAAAGAAGAAAAAGAUUCUCACUGAGCGCCGGAAACCUCUGAAUAUUGAUCACCUGAAUGAAGAUAAACUGAGGGAAAAAGCCAAGGAACUCUGGCAAAGUAUCCAUGAUCUGGAAGCUGAGAAAUUUGAUUUGCAGGAAAAGUUCAAGAAGCAGAAAUACGAGAUUAAUGUUCUACGGAAUCGCAUUAGUGAUCAUCAAAAGGUGAAAGGCUCAAAGGCUGCCCGUGGAAAGCCGGUGGUUGGUGGCCGAUGGAAGUGAGAGGUGGUUAAUUCCUUGCCUGUGGAGAUGGAAGAGCAUCCUAUUCCUGUUUUGGCCCACUUUUGAUCCAAACUCCCAGCCCACACAGCCCAAAGGAAUGCACCAACUGUUCUAGCUUAUUCAGACCAGGCCACCUUCCAAAGGCCUCACUCUGUAGAAUGACUAUAGCUGUGAGCACAGCACUGUCACAGCUUGGAGCAGAUGCAUUGCUGUGUGGAGAUUAUUCUGUCACCAAAGUUAAGCAUAAUGUAUCUGUAAAUAAAGCAAAUUAAGCAGCAACA